This is a messenger RNA of Diversispora eburnea, 564 nucleotides long. Lineage: Eukaryota; Fungi; Glomeromycota; Glomeromycetes; Diversisporales; Diversisporaceae. The record is from the annotation of a GenBank genome assembly.
AUGACUAAAAGAUUUUUAAGAUCUGAUGCAACGCCUUUAUCAGAUGAUAAUAUAAGAGAUAUCAUUAAUGCUAAAAAUUCGAUGAAAUGUGCUUCAGAAGUUAUGGCAAAAAAAUAUAAGAUAUCAUCACGCCGUGUUUAUCAGAUUUGGCGAAAUCAAGAAUACCCUACUGAUCAUAUAUACCAAAUCCAAAAUAAACAAAACAUUAAUUGGGAUAAAGAAAUUGAUGAUAUAUAUAACUUAUAUAUACGUAUGAAAUGUGAUGCAUCUCCAUUCACCUCUGAUGACUAUACUUAUAUUAUGCAAUGCCGUGAUAUAAAACCAAGAUAUAAAAUUUUGAAAGACUUAACAGAAAAGUAUAAAACAUCAACAAAACGUAUUUAUCAAAUUUGGAGAGGAGAAGAGGCUAAUAGAGUUCUCUGGGAUCAACCUAUACCUCAUUCAUAUAGCCCAUACCUGCGAAGCAAUACACAAAGUGCACAAGUACAGUCUAAUAUAUCCCGCCAUGAAGUGACUGACUCUGGUAAUAAUUUAUCUAGUAUAAAUGAUACGAUUCACUCUGAA